Molecule: messenger RNA, 3362 nt
Organism: Linum trigynum
Lineage: Eukaryota; Viridiplantae; Streptophyta; Magnoliopsida; Malpighiales; Linaceae
Source: the annotation of a GenBank genome assembly
GGUCAAGACUGCAUUCCAUGAAUUCCUCUGCCAAAACCAAAAUCCCAGAAAUUAACCAAUUUCAAAUCAUAUAGGCACGUACAUUGAAGAAGACACAAACCUUAUUGGGUUAUCAGUAAUUGCUGGUACGCCUUCGUUAGGCUGGGGAAUGAAUGGAACAGAACAAAGUAGUAGUACAGAGAAAGCUGAAAGUCCAUUUCCCUCUUUUGGAGGAGACAAUGAUAAUAAUGAAAUGGUGGAAGGAGAAAGCUAUACCCAGAUGGGCGAAUGUCAGGGACAGGGACGGGUUCGACUUGAAGGUGGGCGUGAAGUAGAUGGUGAAAUUGGCGUUGCAUUAUUCGGGGGGGGGGGGGGGGGGGGGGGGGGGGGGGGGGGGCUUCCCCAACAGAGGUGUCACGGCGAGGCCGGGGAGUCGAGCGCCUGUCGGAUAGAUGUCGAGAUUAGGUCUUUGACCGGAGAAGAAGCGAAGAUGUGGAGCUGGCAGUGAAGGUAAGGGAAGGAGCGUAGGAUGAUAAUUAUAAUUAUUUUAUUUAUUUUUAUACUGAGAUGGAAAUUUUUUUAAUUUAAUUAUUUAAUUAUUUUUCAAUUGCCACGUCCCUUAUUUAACUGUCAACUCUCUGAGUUGACUGCCACAUCAGCGAAAAUUAACUGACACUAACGGAGAGUGACCAAACUUGAACUGUUGGACUAAUUUUAGUGACUAUAGAUGGAAUAAACUAAUUUUAGUGGCAAACGUGAAACUCUUUAGUAAUUCCAGUGACCAAACUUGCAAUUUACCAAAAGACGUUGCUAAUAAAACUUGACAGUUUUGCCAUACAUCAUUGUUCAAUUAGCCUUGACAACAAUGAGGCGGCCAACGCAAGAUUGUUCUGAUGCCUUUUAAUUACUUUGCAUUUUAAAAAAAUAAACAAACCACUGUCUCGCCCAAAGGGAAAUAAUUAAACGGCAGCCCACAAAGCUGCUCAAGCCAUAAACAGCCAUGUUUAGUCUUUUGUUCGCUUUGUCUUAGACAAAACGGUGUUGCGGCCAAGUUACCGCAUUGUUGUUCACCUCAAAGACUACGGUGUUUUACCGUACUUUUCCCUAAAAAGGCAGCACUGCUUGGCCAUUUUUUUUUUGUCAAGACUCAAGACCAGUACUUCAUUUACUUCAGCAGCGUUGCGGAUCCAACAACAUUGUUGAGAAGAAGAGAAAAAUAAAACGGUAUCGCUAGAGCAGCUCCGCUUCACCGCAUGGGUAAAACGGCCGUGUAUCUUCUCUACGGAGACCAAAAUGUUUCCUACUCUAAUUGUUUCCUCUCCUAUGGCACCAUGGCUAUUGGCUAACAAGUAACAACGACAAAAAGCAAACCAAAACCAUCCUUACACCAUUGUCAACAACAUUGCGGCCUUUUAUUCACCAUGCCGCUUGACAAUAUUUUUUUUUUGUACAAAAUAUAUCAUGUGGCUUACAUUAGCCAUCUUUUAUUUAGUUUACUAAAAGCUAAAUAAAAACAAAGUUGAUUUUGGCAUAAAUCAUCAUGCGAAAGGUCCACACCCAUUGUCAACUCCACAAAUCAAACCAAGCAAGCCAUCAGUAAAUCCAUGACUCAUCCCAUCUGGCUUCACAUACGUUGGUUUUGAUGUUUUGGAGUCAAUGUUGGCUUGCAACUCUCUAGUUUUUCCAGCUAGAACAUCUUUGUUCGGAAUCCCACGAGCUCGAUUUGGCUUCACCUCGCCGAUGGCAUGAAAAAUCACUAGUGUUCUGAUAAAAACUCAAUUCUUGGGAUUUAUCAUAAUAAUUAUUAUUACUAUAAUUAGGAUAUUACUAGAUAGGGAUGGUAAACGGUAAUCCGGAAAACGGUUUAACGUUUUACCGAACCGUUUACCGGCGGUAUCGGCAGUCGAGCGGGAAGUUGGUGGAGUCGGUUACCGGACACGGUAUCGGUGAAUACCGACGGUAAAUUGGUAUUACCGAUACCGAAUCCCCCCUCCCUACUCCCUAGUGCUUCACUGCGUUUUGUUGCUUUACCCCCAAAAAUAUAAAAUAUUACAUACAUGAAUGUAAGUAUAGGCCUAAAAAAUAUUGUAAAUAAGAGUUAAUAAUAAAUUAUUAAUUACAAAAAUGAUGAAAAAAACUCAAAAAAAUCAAAAUAUUACAACAUCACCCCUCUUACAGAAAUUCGGUUCGGUAAAUAUUCGGUAAAUCGACCGAAAAACCGCCCGAAAUCGCUUCUCACGGUAUUUCGGUAAUAAUGGUUUGUAACCGUUUACCGGUAAUUCGGUAAACGGUAAACCGGUUACAAACCGGUAUCGCUAAUCGGUAACCAGUUUGGCCAACUUCGGUAUACUGAAACCGAUAAAUUCGGUAAACGGUAAAUUGUUUACCGACCGAAUCCCACCCCUAUUACUAGAUAUGGUAGUAGUCAUUGAGUCAUAUUAGGAUAGUCUAUUAGGUUUUUUGAGUCUUUCGUUAUCAUUAUGUACUUAGCGUUUUAUCCAGAGUCAGUCAAGAAGAAUAUUAAGAAAAGAAUCUCCUAAACCCUAUUCUCCCAAUCCUCUCAAUUCUCGUUCCCAAUCCCUCUAAGGCCUAGGCCGAUUCUCUAUCUUUCUCUUCUCAAAACCCUAAUCAUGUUCUCUGAUCCCUAAAUCCCAAUGCCACAAUCCGAUCGAUAGAAUCCCUAACACAGGUUCUAUCAUUUGGUAUCAGAGCCAAUAUGAGCUCAUCAAGGCUCUCCGAUCUGGAAUGGGCUCGCGUACGACAGCAGAUUGAGUACACGCUAGCCGAGCUCAAAAAGGAGGCACGUGACCGUGGGUGGGCUGCGACGGCGGCGACGGAGGAAAUUCCAUCCGCGGGGUCGGGAGAGAGGCCAGCCACGACCCGGUGGGAAGGCGCAGCGGCGCUGUCGGUGUCAGAGGGCGUUGCCACUUGGUGCGCGGCGGCAGGCGAGCUCGAGGGAGCUUCGGAGGCCGGUGGCGAGGAUUCUCGCCAGGCGGCGGAUCCCAUGGCGGCGGUGCUGUCUAGUUGGUCGCCGAAGGAGACGUCGACGACCUGGAAAAUGAAGGCCAAUACAAGGCCGGAGUCGGGUUUCGCUCCCCGCUGCCUGGUGCCCUGUUCGCCUUGAGGAAGAAGAUGGCAGAGGCGGUGGCGAAGAGGAUUUUCGGCAUCUCUCUCGCGAACCCUAGGUCGUCCACUCUAAGCAGCGCAUCGGGCUGGGUCUGGUCGUACCAGGCGAGUGGGCUGAAGUUGGGGGAGGGUCGGGCCUCAUCUAGUGCCCUCGCAGGCAAGCUAGCAACAGUUGAGGGAAAAUGGACAGGCUUGGCAAGGAGUAGUGGGCCGCGAGAAAGUGGGUCGAGAAACCCAAAUGAAGUAGUGGGUUUAAU